Messenger RNA from Suricata suricatta (meerkat), 5067 nucleotides. RefSeq names its product zinc finger MYM-type containing 2 (gene ZMYM2). Gene Ontology annotation, molecular function: zinc ion binding. The record is from RefSeq and is a predicted model, not a curated record. The coding region runs from base 128 to 4387 and encodes 1419 amino acids. NCBI's taxonomy places the organism in Eukaryota, Metazoa, Chordata, Mammalia, Carnivora, Herpestidae. The transcript has 24 exons.
UUUAUGUUGGAGGAGACUGUUGGUUGCGAGCUGGAGAGUAAUAAUAGAAGGGCCAAACCUCCUUGACCUCUUAUUCCCUUUUUGGCCUCCUCCUGGUGUAAUGGGCUUGCUUCUUCCACCUGGUUAGAUGUUCUUGAUCCAUUUUUCAUUUUUCCUUUUACCUCAGGACCAGGAAUCGCCUUCCACCCUAUCUGGUGCAUCUUUGGCAGAAAGUGAGGAAAACACCUCCAUUGUGCUUCUUGGCAUGGACGCAGGUUCAGUGGGAGGACUAGAGCUGACAGAUCAGACUCCUGUUUUGUUCGGGAGUACGGCCAUGGCAGCUAGUCUCACCGAUGUAGGAAACUCAUUUAGUGGUCCACCUAAUCCUUUAGUUUCUAGAUCUAAUAAAUUUCAAAACUCAUCAGUGGAAGAUGAUGAUGAUGUUGUUUUUAUCGAACCUGUACAAGCUCCCCCACCCUCUGCACCAGUGGUAGCUGAUCAAAGGACUGUAACAUCUACAUCAUCAAGAAAUGAAGAAGUACAAGGAAAUGAUUCCAAAAUUCUUCCAUCCUCAAAAGAGCUGGCUUCUCAGAAGGGAAGUGUAAGUGAGACAAUUGUUAUUGAUGAUGAAGAGGACAUGGAAACAAAUCAAGGGCAAGAGAAAAAUUCUUCCAAUUUUAUUGAACGGAGACCUCCUGAACCUAAAAACAGAACCAAUGAUGUGGAUUUCUCCACUUCCAGUUUUUCAAGAAGUAAGGUAAAUUCAGGAAUGGGUAAUAGUGGUAUCACCACAGAACCAGACUCUGAAAUUCAGAUUGCUAAUGUUACAACCUUAGAAACAGGUGUAAGCUCUGUGAAUGAUGGCCAAUUAGAAAAUACUGACGGGCGAGAUAUGAACUUAAUGAUUACACAUGUAACAUCACUGCAGAAUACCAACUUGGGAGAUGUCUCUAACGGACUGCAGUCAAGUAAUUUUGGUGUUAAUAUACAAACAUACACCCCAUCUUUAACUUCACAGACCAAGACUGGAGUAGGACCUUUUAAUCCUGGUAGAAUGAAUGUGGCAGGAGACGUAUUUCAGAAUGGAGAAUCUGCAACUCAUCAUAAUCCUGAUUCUUGGAUCUCCCAGUCAGCGUCAUUUCCUCGUAAUCAGAAACAGCCAGGGGUGGAUUCUUUAUCACCAGUGGCCUCGCUUCCUAAACAGAUUUUCCAGCCUUCUGCACAACAGCAGCAACCACCACCACCUACUAAACCAGUUAAAGUCACUUGUGCAAACUGCAAAAAACCUUUACAGAAGGGACAGACAGCCUAUCAAAGAAAAGGAUCGGCUCACCUCUUUUGUUCUACCACCUGCCUUUCUUCCUUCUCUCACAAGCCUGCUCCAAAGAAACUUUGUGUUAUGUGUAAAAAAGAUAUAACUACAAUGAAAGGAACCAUUGUUGCUCAAGUGGAUUCAAGUGAAUCUUUCCAGGAAUUCUGUAGUACAUCUUGUUUGUCUCUCUAUGAAGACAAACAGAAUCCUACUAAAGGAGCUCUAAAUAAAUCAAGAUGUACAAUUUGUGGUAAACUAACGGAGAUUCGCCAUGAAGUUAGCUUUAAAAAUAUGACUCAUAAGCUGUGCAGUGACCACUGCUUUAAUAGAUACAGAAUGGCCAAUGGUUUAAUAAUGAACUGCUGUGAACAGUGUGGCGAGUACCUGCCCAGCAAAGGUGCUGGAAACAAUGUCCUGGUGAUUGAUGGUCAGCAGAAAAGAUUUUGCUGUCAAAGCUGUGUCAGUGAAUACAAACAGGUAGGUAGCCAUCCAAGCUUUCUGAAGGAGGUUCGAGAUCACAUGCAGGACUCUUUCUUAAUGCAGCCUGAGAAAUAUGGAAAACUGACCACCUGUACUGGCUGCCGAACACAGUGCAGGUUUUUUGAUAUGACUCAAUGUAUAGGUCCUAAUGGGUAUAUGGAGCCAUAUUGUUCAACUGCUUGCAUGAACAGUCACAAGACAAAAUAUGCAAAAUCACAAAGUUUGGGAAUUAUUUGCCAUUUUUGUAAGCGAAACUCUUUACCUCAAUAUCAAGCCACAAUGCCUGAUGGGAAACUGUAUAACUUUUGCAAUUCCAGUUGUGUGGCUAAAUUUCAGGCUCUAAGUAUGCAGUCAUCUUCAAAUGGUCAGUUUGUAGCUCCAAGUGAUAUUCAGUUGAAAUGCAACUAUUGCAAAAAUUCCUUUUGUUCAAAGCCAGAAAUCCUGGAAUGGGAGAACAAAGUGCAUCAAUUCUGCAGCAAAACUUGUUCAGAUGACUAUAAGAAGUUGCAUUGCAUAGUUACAUAUUGCGAAUACUGUCAAGAGGAGAAGACUCUUCAUGAAACAGUAAAUUUCUCUGGCGUUAAGAGACCUUUCUGUAGUGAAGGCUGCAAACUAUUAUAUAAACAAGAUUUUGCACGACGUUUAGGAUUGAGAUGUGUUACUUGCAACUAUUGCUCUCAACUGUGUAAGAAGGGAGCAACGAAAGAACUUGAUGGUGUUGUGAGAGAUUUCUGUAGUGAAGACUGCUGUAAGAAAUUUCAGGAUUGGUACUACAAGGCUGCACGGUGUGACUGUUGUAAAUCUCAAGGAACACUUAAAGAGAGAGUGCAGUGGCGUGGGGAAAUGAAGCAUUUCUGUGACCAACACUGCUUACUACGUUUCUACUGUCAGCAAAACGAGCCCAACAUGACAACUCAGAAAGGACCUGAAAACCUACAUUAUGAUCAGGGUUGUCAGACGUCCCGAACCAAAAUGACAGGUUCAGCUCCACCCCCUUCUCCAACACCUAACAAAGAGAUGAAGAACAAAGCCGUUCUUUGUAAACCUUUAACAAUGACGAAAGCUACUUAUUGUAAACCUCACAUGCAGACCAAAUCUUGUCAGACAGAUGAUAAUUGGAAGACAGAAUAUGUUCCAGUGCCUAUUCCUGUGCCUGUGUACAUCCCAGUACCUAUGCACAUGUACAGUCAGAAUAUUCCUGUUCCUACCACAGUUCCUGUUCCUGUGCCGGUUCCUGUUUUUCUGCCUGCCUCAUUGGACAGCAGUGGAAAGAUCCCUGCAGCAGUUGAGCUGAAAAGCAAAGUUUCUUCAGAUCCUCUCGAUGCAGAGCUGCUUACGAUGACAGAUAUGAUGGGUGAAGAUGAGGGGAGGACAGAAGCUGCCAACAUCAACAGUGUAAUUAUUGAAACAGACAUCGUUGGUUCAGAUCUCUUGAAGAACUCUGACCCAGAGACACAGUCUGGUAUGCCUGAUGUACCAUAUGAGCCAGAUUUGGAUAUCGAAAUAGAUUUCCCCAGAGCUGCUGAGGAACUUGAUAUGGAAAAUGAAUUUUUAUUACCACCUGUGUUUGGAGAAGAAUAUGAGGAACAGCCUAGACCACGAUCUAAAAAAAAGGGAGCCAAGAGAAAGGCUGUAUCAGAAUACCAGUCUCACGAUGACAGUUCUGACAAUUCAGAAUGCAGCUUUCCUUUCAAGUAUACGUAUGGCAUAAAUGCAUGGAAACACUGGGUCAAAACUAGGCAACUUGAUGAAGAUCUUCUGGUAUUAGAUGAGCUAAAAUCUUCUAAAUCAGUGAAGUUGAAAGAGGAUCUGCUCUCUCACACCACGGCUGAGCUUAACUAUGGAUUAGCCCAUUUUGUCAAUGAAAUCCGACGGCCAAAUGGAGAGAGUUACGCACCUGACAGCAUCUAUUAUCUUUGCCUUGGAAUACAGGAGUACUUGUGUGGUAGUAAUCGAAAAGACAACAUAUUUAUUGAUCCGGGAUACCAGACAUUUGAGCAAGAAUUGAAUAAGAUACUUCGAAGUUGGCAACCAAGCAUACUUCCAGAUGGGUCAAUAUUUUCUCGAGUUGAAGAAGAUUAUCUCUGGAGGAUAAAACAACUAGGAUCACACUCUCCAGUAGCUCUUCUGAAUACCUUGUUCUACUUUAACACUAAGUAUUUUGGCCUGAAAACAGUGGAACAACACUUAAGACUCUCCUUUGGCACUGUGUUUAGGCACUGGAAAAAAAAUCCUUUAACAAUGGAAAACAAAGCAUGUCUUCGAUACCGAGUGUCUUCCUUAUGUGGAACAGAUAAUGAAGAUAAAAUUACUACUGGAAAAAGAAAACAUGAAGAUGAUGAGCCAGUAUUUGAACAAAUUGAAAAUACAGCCAAUCCUUCUAGAUGUCCUGUGAGAAUGUUUGAAUGCUACUUGUCUAAAAGUCCACAGAAUCUUAAUCAGAGAAUGGAUGUUUUUUAUUUGCAACCAGAAUGCUCUAGUUCUACAGAUAGCCCUGUCUGGUACACAUCUACUUCACUGGACCGAAACACCUUGGAAAAUAUGCUUGUACGGGUUCUUUUAGUAAAAGAUAUUUAUGAUAAAGACAAUUAUGAACUGGAAGAAGACACAGACUAAAAAGGAACGUUUCAGAAGCAAUCAGGAUAAAACAGCAUUAGAUAGUCAUGCUGCUAGAUCUUUAUUAUGGAAAACAUUUCAAGUUUACUCCUUCUGUUUUGAGUUUUGUAGCAGUGUACCCACACUGGGUAUUACCAUGUAAAUAAUCUGUGAGUGAAAGUUGCCAUUAUUCUAUGUAGUGGUUCUAGGAUACUUAACAAAUACAUUCAAAUUUUUUUUUUAUUAUUUAUUUGAUUAGGUAUGUUUGUAACUUUUUACAUUACAAAAUACGAAUGAGAAUGUGCCAUGUAUAAUUUUUUUCUUGUAGUAAGAAACAUCCAUAUUGCACAACUCUACUCUUGCAAAGCUUCCUUGAAAAGAGGCUCUUUUACUGGGCUCUUUACCAGAUGGUUGUGUAUGGGUAGCACUACUAAAAGUUUAGAACUUGCAGUGUCUUUCAGAAUUUUUAAAAUAAACUGUAAACUAAUAGGCUGGGUUUUUUGUUUUGUUUUUUGGGGGUUUUGUUUGUUUGUUUUAUGUUUUAGUUACUGAAGCCUUACAAGGUUAUGUAGAGAGAUACCAUCUUCUGUACCAAAAAUAGACAAGAGAAUGCUGUCAAUAUUGGUGUACUGUAAUGUGAAUCUAUACUGGUGAAAACAACCUUUUGUUCCCCUUAUUAAAACCUUAGUGUCCUUUUCUCA